AUGACAAAAGAUACAGAAACCAAAUCAUAUCCUGACGUCGCCGCUUUCGACUUGGACUUCACAGUUUGGCCAUGUUAUUGUGAUACAAACCUUUCACCACCUUUCAAAGAAGUUUAUAACAAAAAUAAAGAAGUUCAUACAUUAGUGGAUAGCUGUGGGUACAAAUUAUCUUUCUAUAAAGAUAUUCCUAAGAUUAUUAUCGAUUUGAAAAAAAAUGGUGUUAGGAUUGUAUCUGCUUCAAGAACAUGGGCUCCAGAAAUUGCCAAACAGUGUUUAAGACAAUUUAAAAUUGAAUAUGAGGGACAAAUUAUACCAAUGAUUGAAUUGUUUGAUGAUUUACAAUGGGGAGAAAGAAGUAAAAUUGGUCAUUUAAAAGAUGCUUUGGUAAAUAUUUAUGGACAUAAUGAUUUGAAGCUAUUGAAAGUUUGUUUAUUCGAUGAUGAAAGUAGAAAUAAAGAUGUAGAACGUUAUGGUGUUAAAUUCAUAUAUGUUAAAGACUCUAAACAUGGACCAAGUUGGCAAUUGUACCAAAAUUAUUUGGAUGAAUAUGACAUUGAUCUAGCUUAA
Messenger RNA from Naumovozyma dairenensis CBS 421, 567 nucleotides. RefSeq names its product Mg-dependent acid phosphatase. Lineage: Eukaryota; Fungi; Ascomycota; Saccharomycetes; Saccharomycetales; Saccharomycetaceae. The record is from RefSeq and is a predicted model, not a curated record. The transcript has a single exon. Gene Ontology annotation, molecular function: acid phosphatase activity. The coding region runs from base 1 to 567 and encodes 188 amino acids.